UGUACAGGCAUUAUAAAUGACAUUGCAACCAAGCAAGCGUUACAAUGAUCAAUUGUUCUCUCAAUUCUCUGCCUACAUCUCCCUUGCUUUGAUCAGAAUACAUAGAGAUCAGGAGGGUUUUAUGGGGAGUUCUGAAGAUCGUUUUGCGGGGUUCAAGAAUUUAGGUUUUAAGGGGAGUCGGGAAGAUCGUUUUGCAGGGUUAAAAAAUAUAGCACCCAAUUGUGAACGGAUGCAGCAGCCCAAUAAUACUAGAAGUCCAAUAUUAGAUGUCAAAUCAGAAACAUUGGCAGUCGAGGGUCCAAGUUGCGAAAAACCUUUUCAUGCGCUUGCAAACUUGACAGUCGGUACUGCAGAAAUUGCUGCUGCUGCUGAGAAGGGAUUUAACGCUGGUGCAAAUUCCCCAGUACAGAAAAAUAGAAAAUCCAACAAGAAGACCCGCAAUAAAAGACAACUGAAAAAAGUUGCUGCUGCUGCUGCUGAUAGGAACUACACACCGCCUAAAAGUGUGGAAAAACGUAAACGCGCAUGUGACACUGACUCUGACUCGAAGGAUGAUCCCCCUAGAUCAAAGAAAUCUAAGGUUGUCGUCAAUCGUCCUUUGAAAUUCAAUAAGUAGUACUUAGUAGUAAGUGAAUUGAUCCACAUGUAUCCUACCCAAAAAAGGUGCCUCCUUUAGCAAAUAAUUUUCAUUCACAAGGAUCUUCUUGAUCCUGUUACUAAUUAGUUGCUGCAUGUUUUCUUUGAUCUAGUUAUACUGUUGGAUAAUAAAGGAUUUAUCAUUUUCACCCUUUGAUCA
Messenger RNA from Olea europaea var. sylvestris, 796 nucleotides. RefSeq lists its product as uncharacterized. Lineage: Eukaryota; Viridiplantae; Streptophyta; Magnoliopsida; Lamiales; Oleaceae. The record is from RefSeq and is a predicted model, not a curated record. The coding region runs from base 17 to 616 and encodes 199 amino acids. The transcript has 2 exons.